Molecule: messenger RNA, 666 nt
Organism: Cyprinus carpio (common carp)
Lineage: Eukaryota; Metazoa; Chordata; Actinopteri; Cypriniformes; Cyprinidae
Product: synuclein, beta
Biological process (GO): synapse organization; chemical synaptic transmission; synaptic vesicle endocytosis
Cellular component (GO): axon terminus; cytoplasm; neuronal cell body
Molecular function (GO): cuprous ion binding
Source: RefSeq, a predicted model, not a curated record
AAUACCACGAGCUACGUCGAUCGUCUCAUCCUCUCGUCCUCAUUGGCUGAGCGCAUCCAGAGGAAGGCCCACCUCAAGAUCGUAGUGUAAAAUUUCCUUCCACGAUAUUUCAAUCUACCACGCAAUUGAAGCAUAAGGACGAAGAAGGUGCUUUAAAAGAGGGGUCAAGAUGGAUGUUUUUAUGAAGGGGUUUUCUAAAGCUAAAGAAGGUAUGGCAGUGGCCGCAGAGAAAACCAAGGAAGGCGUUGCGGUGGCUGCAGAGAAGACCAAGGAAGGCAUGAUGUUUGUGGGUAACAAGACCAAAGACAGCGUUGCAACAGUGGCUGAGAAGACAAAGGAGCAGGCCUCUCACUUCGGAGGAGCUAUGAUGUCUGGAGCUGGAAACAUCGCUGCUGCCACCGGCCUGGUGAAGAAGGACGAGUUCCCCAGUGACUUGAACCCUGAGUUUGGUCAGGAAGCCACCGAGGAGCCAAUGGGAGAAGGUCUCAUGGACCCUGAGAGACAGACAUACGACGACUCUCAGCAGGACAACCAAGAUUAUGAGCCAGAGGCAUAAACAUCACAUUCCAAGUCCAAGUCCAGCCAGCAGCACAAAAAGUUUAUACAAAUAACAAGUACAAGUCUUAAACACAAUAAACCCUGUUGCAAAAAAAAAAAAAAAAAAAA